CGGAUACCCAAGUAGUCAUGUUGUAAUACUUUUACCUAGUGACCUAGUAUCUUGACAAGACAUGUCAACUCAAAGUAUACUAAAGUCGAGUCGCACAAUAAAAUGAACAAUAGUUCAUUGGCAAAAUUUCCGUGAAAAAAUGUUUCUGAAUCAUGAUUCAAACCCAAGAUCUCUUGCUGAGACCAUCAGAGGAAUUGACUUUAUCAACCAGGGGAUAUAGGCUCAUGAAUAAAUUAGGUGAAGGGUCGUAUGCUCAAGUAUUUCUGGCAGAAUUUACCAUCAAAGAUGGUGACGAUAAGAGUACGAAAAUGUUAGCAUGCAAGGUCGUCGAUGUAAGCAAGGCUCCGAAAGACUUCGUGAAGAAAUUCCUACCAAGAGAACUCGACAUUCUAGUCAGAAUCAACCAUCCGCACAUCAUCCACAUUCAUAGUAUAUUUCAGCGAAAGACGAAGUACUUCAUUUUCAUGCGACACGCCGAAAACGGAGACCUGUUGGAGUUCAUUUUGAAGAAAGGUCCAAUAUCUGAAGCGCAAAGUAGAGUAUGGAUGAGACAGCUUGCUUUGGCUAUACAAUAUCUACAUGACAUGGAGAUCGCCCAUAGGGAUUUGAAAUGCGAAAACGCUCUGAUUACUAACAAUUACAACUUGAAGUUGGCAGAUUUUGGUUUCUCCAGAGACGGUCAAGGUCGGAAACUAACAAGCACCACAUACUGCGGUUCGCUGUCAUACGCUGCUCCCGAAGUAUUGAGAGGCAUGCCUUACCAUCCGAAGAUAGCCGAUAUUUGGUCACUAGGAGUUAUUCUUUACAUCAUGGUGAACAAGGCGAUGCCUUUCGACGAUACUAACGUAAAGCGAUUGCAUGAGCAGCAGAUCAACAGGCGGUGGAAGUUUAGAUCCAAGGUAGUGGAUCAACUGAGCGAUAACAUUAAAGCCGUGGUAGGUCACCUGAUGGAGCCUGACAUCACGAAGCGCUGGCGCGUGGAUCAAGUCGUCACCUCAGACUGGAUGGCUAUGGACAGUCGUCUAACGCAGAUGACCAAUGCCGAGGAAAUCGCGCUGGCGCAGGCCCAACAGGAGAAACAAUCGUACAUGGACAGUCUCAACAAGAAGCACACUGGCCUGGACAAGAAGGCAGGUCAACUGUCCGAAAUGAAGGUGCUGAAAACGUCAGCGGCUGACAGUGAGAAGGCCAAGAAAUACACUAGUGCUGAGACUGUCGUCAAAGUGUAGUUAAAGACACGAACCAUACUUCAAACUUUCAUCAACGUUGUUGCAGGAAUGGUGAAGGCUGAAUCUGGUUACGUAAAUGUAUUAUCAAGCAAAGAUAUACCUGAAUGGAAGUGAACUACUCUCUACGAUUUGGUUGGUGAAAUGGAUAUAUGAGGAUAUUACUGUAGAUGGUGAAUCAACAUUCUCAAUGAAUUUUAAAUGCAGUGGAUGUCAUGUAAAAGGGCAAUAAAUAAAAGAACAUAAUGAAACAAAAAA
Molecule: messenger RNA, 1484 nt
Organism: Acanthoscelides obtectus
Lineage: Eukaryota; Metazoa; Arthropoda; Insecta; Coleoptera; Chrysomelidae
Source: the annotation of a GenBank genome assembly